Molecule: messenger RNA, 2163 nt
Organism: Arthroderma uncinatum
Lineage: Eukaryota; Fungi; Ascomycota; Eurotiomycetes; Onygenales; Arthrodermataceae
Exons: 6
Coding region: 1-2163 (720 amino acids)
Biological process (GO): intracellular protein transport; vesicle-mediated transport
Cellular component (GO): secretory granule; plasma membrane
Molecular function (GO): syntaxin binding
Source: RefSeq, a predicted model, not a curated record
AUGGAUGCCUCAUUGAUCGAGGUUCAACGCCAGGCUAUCCUGGAAACUGUUCGCCAUGCUGGAGGAAGAGAAUGGAAAGUGCUUGUGGUGGACGAGGCAAGCAGGAAAUUGAUCGAUAACGCUGUCAAGGAAGACGACAUUUUGAACGAAAAUGUUACCAAUAUUGAACAGAUCGAACACCGGAGGCCGCAGAACAAGGAUACAGAUGCCUUAUACAUCCUAUCAUCUCUCCCCCAUAUCGUUGACUGUGUUAUGGCGGACCUUGAGAGGCGCCGUUAUCGGAGAUAUUUCUUGGUUUGGACAUCAAGUAGGAUAUCAAUCCAUACCACGCCCCCUAAACUCGACCACCCGCUCACACCUGCUAUUUUAGAUCUUGACCCUCAACUAAGAAGUAGAAUCAAUGGUUUCAGCGCUUCAAGAGAGUUGAUUGCCAAUAUGCAAGUGAUAAAUAUCAAUUACUUUCCUCGAGAGUCUCGUUUGGCUAUCUUCCGUGACCCCUGGAGCUUCCUUACGCUCUUCCAUCCUGCGUGCAAUAACCUUGUGAGGGGUCACCUUACAGAAUUAGCACAAAAGAUCGUUUCUGUUUGUGUAUCCCUGAACGAGUACCCUCUUAUCCGAUACUUUCGGCCGAAGGAUGCCUCUCAUGAAGCCAGCGUCCUAUGUUCUCAUCUAGCUCGUUUUGUACAAGAAGAGCUGGACGAGUAUGCUAAACAUCGAAGAGAUUAUCCAACACCAUCCCCGAGGCCCAGGGGUGUGCUCUUCAUUACUGAUCGAUCCAUGGAUCUUGCCGCACCAUUAGUCCAUGAAUUUACAUAUCAAGCCAUGGGCCAUGAUCUUCUCCCAAUAAAGGAAGGUGACAAGUUGACUUACCGGACUGUCCUAAACCAAGGGCAGGAGAAUGAAGAGACCAAGGAUAUGGAUAUCACUGAAGGCGAUAAAAUUUGGGUGGAGAGCCGACAUCUACAUAUGAAGGACCUACUGGGGAAACUUGCUGAAGAUUUUAAAAAAUUCAGAGCCCAGAAUCCCCAAUUUGCUGACAGCGAUCACCCAACUUCCGUCAAUACAGUCAAGGAUAUGCUUGCUGGCUUGUCAGACUUCCAAGAGGGCAAGAAUGCAUAUACACUCCACCUUAACAUGGCCCAAGAAACAAUGCGUCUAUUCCAGGAACGGAAUCUUGCAGAGAUCGCGACAGUCGAGCAAUCACUUGCUACCGGAGUUGACGAAGAUUUUCGGAAACCUAAAAACAUUGCCGAACAACUCGUCCGCCUUCUUGACCACGAAUCUGCGGGGCCUUCUGAAAGAUUGAGGCUGAUUCUGCUAUAUGUUUGCUACCGUGGUGGGCUCCUCGCUGGUGACAUCAAGAAACUUCUCGCACAUUCACAGCUUCCCCCGCAAGAUGCGGAAGCUAUCUAUAAUCUUGGUCUUCUAGGGGCAAGAGUAGAAAAGCCUCUCAAGGAUCCAAAGCCACCGGCUCAGCCGUUAUUUCCACAUAAGCUACCACAGCAGCCACAAGAAGAUGAUGUUAGCAUAUCGCGAUUUGAACCAAACAUCAAAUCAAUGCUACAGGAACAAAUACGUGGCACACUGGACACCACCGUAUUCCCGUACACACGCCCUUAUCUAGAAGAUGACAGCUCGCCUCAGGACCAGGUGGCUCAGUCUUCCCUACGAAGCGCGAAACCAACAUGGGCGCGCACUCGACCAGUUGCCGGCGACCCCCGUCAACGAAUUAUCGUAUUCAUGGCUGGUGGCGCGACUUAUUCGGAAGCGAGAAGCUGCUAUGAGUUAUCCCAGCAAACCAACAAGGAUGUUUUCCUCGCAACCUCUCACAUGUUCACACCAGGUCUAUUCUUACGACAAUUGAGAGAUCUAAGUGUUGACAAAAGACGACUGGAUCUACCCGCGGAACGACCCAAACCGCAGGCCCCAGCCCACCUGUUUGAGAGAGAGCCAGCUCCCAAGCCCAUGGCUCCUGCCCCUCCGGUCGGCGGAAUGGCGUCGAUGAACCUCAACAAUGGCCCUGAGGCUAUCAAAAGAAAGCCAGCAAAUGGGACACCGGGGGCGCCUCCCGCUCCCGCCGCUGCUGCUCCACCUUCUUCAAGCGGUAAACCCGCCAAAAAGGAAAAGGACAAGGAAAAGAAGAAACGUCAUUUCUUUAAGUAA